Molecule: messenger RNA, 1430 nt
Organism: Solanum pennellii
Lineage: Eukaryota; Viridiplantae; Streptophyta; Magnoliopsida; Solanales; Solanaceae
Product: BTB/POZ and TAZ domain-containing protein 1-like
Exons: 5
Coding region: 99-1148 (349 amino acids)
Cellular component (GO): nucleus
Molecular function (GO): protein binding
Source: RefSeq, a predicted model, not a curated record
AUGGCAACUCUGCGCUGCUUAUAAAUAGAGAGGGUUGGGUUAUAGCCUUCUUCAAAAACUAAACACACUGAAAAUUCCCAAAAGCAACUGUAAUCACCAUGUCAUCCCUUAACUUUUCAGGCGAUAUCGAUAAAUUUUCCGGCGAAAUGUCUGAGGUUGAUGUCCAAAUUGUCACCUCCGGCGGCCUCCGCAUUCCGGCACAUUCCGCCGUUCUGGCUGCUGCUUCGACGGUUCUGGAGAACAUACUAGCUCGGCCGGGAAAGCGGCGGAGCUCCGAGAGAACGAUUCGGAUUCUUGGCGUGCCGUGCGACGCCGUUUCCGUGUUUAUCCGGUUUCUCUAUUCUUCCAAGUGCACUGAAGAGCAGAUGAAGAGACAUGGGAUCCAUCUGCUAGCACUUUCUCAUGUGUACUUGGUACCGCAGCUGAAGCAGAGAUGCACAAAGGGGUUGGCCGAGCGAUUGACGAUUGAGAAUGCUGUGGAUUUGCUUCAACUUGCGAGACUAUGUGAUGCACCAGAUCUAUAUCUUAAGAGUAUGAAAUUUUUGUCUAGCAAUUUCAAGAAAGUUGAGGAGACUGAGGGCUGGAAAUUCCUUCAACAGCAUGAUCCCUGGCUUGAACUUGAAAUUCUACAGUUCAUGGAUGAGGCUGAGUUGCGGAAGAAGAGGACAAGGAGACACAAACUGGAGCUGAGCUUGUAUUUACAGCUAAGCGAAGCGAUGGAUUGUUUGGAGCACAUUUGCACUGAAGGAUGUACUAGUGUGGGGCCAUUAGAUAAAGAACCUUCCAUCAAGAGGCAGCCAUGUAGCAAGUUUGAUACCUGCCAAGGGCUUCAGUUUCUGAUUCGACAUUUUGCUACUUGUAAGAGAAGGACCAAUGGAGGUUGUUUGCGAUGCAAGCGCAUGUGGCAGAUCCUAAGAUUACACGCAUCCAUUUGUGACCAACCAAACGAUUGCCAGGUUCCCCUUUGCAGACAAUUCAAAUUGAAGGUGCAACAAAAGGGUGAUGACGAGCUGUGGAAAUCACUUGUUAGAAAGGUAGUGUCAGCCAGGGCAAUGUCUUCUUUAUCUCUGCCCAAAAGAAAGAGAGAAGAGGAACCAAAAAUGGACUUAAACCAUCAUCAAGUGAUGAACUUCAGGUUGGCAGCUUAGUGUCAAAAGUGUGUUUCAUAUCGUAAGGCGAACUUGAUCUUUGUAAAUAGACCAUCAAUGGAAUGUAAUUUAGUUUUUUACCAUUUCAUAUUUCCUACUGUAGAGGCCUAUUCUAUAUGUUUAUUUAUUAUUUCUGAGUCAGUCCUUUAGUAGAUGAAGAGUAUUGUAUCAACAAAAGAGUUGUAUACAAAAAGAAUAAUUGUACAACUACUGUGUGGUAGUCUGUGUAUAUAUAUAUCUUCAUUUUGUGUAAUAAAAUUAGCCAACUAUAUGCUUCAUAUA